CUCUUAUAGUUAGAAGUCACAUGACUGACUCGAUAACAGGAUGUUAUCAAACACCGAUACAGCUCCUUCCUGCUCAGGCCGAUCAUCUCCAAUCCAACAUUCUCUUUCAUCAUUGUUCCUUCAAAUUGAAUUAAACGAACACUAAUCGACAUCGAUCAUAUACACAUUAUAUUGUCGCAUUUUGCAUAAUUCACAGUCAAACAAAUCAAUAAACACCACGAACAUCACAACCCAAACAAAACCCCGACUUAUCCAGGAACCAACUAUGCGCCCCCGCACCCUCCUCCUAACCAUGGACGCAUUCAACACAAUCUUUCAUCCGCGCCACCCCAUUCCCGAACAGUACAUAUCCGCCUUUAACUCCUUCAAACUUCAACAAUCUCCUGAGCUCACACCAUCCAUCCUUCAACCAGCCUUCAAAUCCGCUUACAAAGCGCAAUCCCGCCACCGACCGAACUAUGGCCGCGCGGAUGCCAUCCGCGGCCAAUACGGCGGACCAAGGCAGUGGUGGGAGGAGCUCAUACGCACCACGUUCCAACAGGUCUUGGCAGAUAAAUCUACCAAAUUACCAGAGGAGCUAAUCCAGGGCUUACUGGAUCGCUUCGCAAGCUCGCAAGGCUACGCGCUCUACAACGACGCGGGCGAAUUAUUCCAACGCCUCAGGCAAAUCAAAACCACCGGUCAGAAACUGGGUGUCUUUGAGAGGAUAGUUGUGGGAGUCCUCUCCAACUCAGAUGAUAGGGUGCCUGCUGUGCUCCAGUCAUUGGGGCUGAGUGUAGGGAAGGGAAGAGCGGAUCAGGAAAUCGAGAGUUUGAAAUUACCGGGUUUCGAGGAUCCUUCUAGUAUUUCCACUGGUGAGUAUGGAGAGAAGGUUGAUGAUAUUGAUCUCGUGAUCACGAGUUAUCAGGCUGGAGAGGAGAAGCCUAGUCCGGUGAUCUUUGACGUGGCUGAGCGGCAGGCGAGGAGGCUGGUAGGGGCUAGUGAGGAAGGUGGUGAUUGGGUGCGUGUUCAUGUGGGCGAUGACUAUGACAAGGAUUAUCGUGCUGCUGUUGAUGCGGGGUGGAAGGGAGUUUAUGUUCCCCGAGAUGAAGGUGGGGGGAAGGAGGGGGUGGAGAUUCGGUCGUUGGUGGAUUUGAUCCCGAUCCUGGAGGGGAUGAAAUAGAUUGUGGCUGUUCAGGUGUACAGUAAGAUGGCUUGAUUGGUGUAUAUAUCACUUGGAAACGGUGUGACUUGGAGACAUAGUUGUGUGAUGCACUACUAUACGAGUGACCCGGCGAAGUAUGCCC
Messenger RNA from Aspergillus neoniger CBS 115656, 1286 nucleotides. Its product is annotated as haloacid dehalogenase-like hydrolase. The transcript has a single exon. Bases 266 to 1162 code for a protein of 298 amino acids. NCBI's taxonomy places the organism in Eukaryota, Fungi, Ascomycota, Eurotiomycetes, Eurotiales, Aspergillaceae. The record is from RefSeq and is a predicted model, not a curated record.